Molecule: messenger RNA, 3874 nt
Organism: Sapajus apella (tufted capuchin)
Lineage: Eukaryota; Metazoa; Chordata; Mammalia; Primates; Cebidae
Product: acidic repeat-containing protein-like
Exons: 2
Coding region: 2862-3368 (168 amino acids)
Source: RefSeq, a predicted model, not a curated record
CCUGGUGAUGACAGAGUGAGACUCCAUCUAAAAAAAAAAAAAAAAAAAAAAAAGAAGUAGCUAUUAAUUGAAGGUCUGAGGGAAUAGCUAUAUCCAGUUGUUUUUUUGCUAUUGGUAGAAAUUUUUUUAAAAAAGAAAUUUCCCUAACCCGAGUCUUUCAAAUCUGAGUAAUAUGGGAAUGUGGUAAAUGGUUUCUUCAUGCGUAAUAGUGCUGUACCAAGGCUGUCCUUGCUGUUCUUACUGUCUACCACCCCUUGGAAACAAUUUUGUAAAUAUUAAAUGUACCGGAUUUCUUACUCAAUCUUUCGUAGGAUAAUGUGCCAAUAGUAUAUUAAUUUGAAAAAUCCUGUCAUCUAGGAACAUAACGAAGACUGGUUAAUUUUACAAAAUCUCAGAAAUGAAAGUAACAUUAGGAGUUCAAGUGAUUAUUAGAUUAGUUAAAACAACAAUGGGAAAAAGAUGAAUGAAAAUCUAUAAAAUGCUUAUAGGUAGGAACAGAAAUGAACUGAAAAAAAGUUUGUUGUGGAGGUUAUUAACAAAGCUUUUUGUAGUGGUAAUUAAUAUUCCCCAUGACAGUAUCUUGAAAAUAAAAUAUAAGCCUCUUUUGUAGAGAUUGUAUUUUUUACAUAAUCUCAUCUGUUUUAUGGUGACUGACAAUAGUAAUUCAUUAAAAAUUUGUUGGUAAGUAUGACUCAAAGUAUUGCUGAUGAAAGAGUUUUUAAUUAGAAACACUCACCUGAGCAUUUUGAAUUAACGAAGAAGCAGCAACUUAUGAUCUUACUAAGUAGAGUCUUAGGUUUUAGUGCUGGGGAUAAAGCUUAGAAUCUUGGAUUUGAUUUGGAGUUGAUUUUAUAGCCAGAGUGGAAGCUAUGUUUUUCCUUACCUGCUGAGGUUAGAAUUGGUCCACAUCUAGUUCUUGCUGUGAUAUACUCAGUAGACCAUGCAGAUUAACGUGGUUAGAGUUGUAUAAAUAUGGUAGAAUAUUUAAGUCUCUGAAUGCGCUUCAGAAAAUACAGUUGCAAUGAAGCAAUUUUUAGAACCACAGUUGUAGGAUUUUUAAUUCAGCUUCAUAGUGAUUAGUUGAGAAAGUUUUAUUACUAUCAAACUGCCCUGGAGUCUUGAAUCUUCUUGCAUUCGGUGGAAAUUACAUCUGCAUGUCAAGUGAAGGCCUUGUUGGGGGUUCUUAGUUCACUCCACUUAGCACAAACUGCUGCUCUCCUGAGAAGCCAGCACUGAUGGUCUGCCUGGACAGCCACAGGUAUCAGAACUUCUCUGGGAGGGACACUCCUUGGUUGAUAGCACUCCAAAAAAAUAAGUGCCUUCUUACAAGAUUAGAAUGGAUGCCUGGUCGCUUCUGCUGUCACACUUUCACAGGCUCUGCAGAUAUCACUACCAAGCCUCUUAUUUUAUUCUUCUGACUCUAGAUACCUAUAGGGUCCAUUUGUUAUUGUAUAGUAUCUCUAUUUCCAUUAGGAUUUAAUUUUUAAAAAGUGAAAUAGCCAUUUUCUAUUUGAUGUCACUUAGGUUUAAAUUAAUGUGGUUGACGUGGAAUUUGCAUCCGAUUUAUUUAUUUCCUGAUAGUAACUUAUCUGUGUUCUCAGAACGCCUUAUAAGAACAAGGCUAAAACAUUAGCUUGGAUUUGAGCAUCCCUCCAAUGCUGAUUAUUUUAUUUCCAUGUAUAGGAGAGAACACUGAGACUAUGAGAAGUUAAAUAAACCCAUUUAAUUUAAACAACUAGUAAGUGGUGGAAUCAGGACUUACCCCGAGGACUGUCUGACUCCAAUGCUAUUUUCCAGCACACUAAACACUUGAGUCUUUCUAAAGGGAGUAUUUGAAAAGAAAGAAAGAUGUCCCACUUUUUAAUUUCUGUCUUAAACUUUACCAUUUUGGAUUCUUUAUAAAUUCCACUAGGACAUACGAACGAUUUCAGAUGACCAGUUACUUAUUUGUGCAUAGCAUAUUCAAAGUGAUUUUCUGGUUAAAAUAUAGCUAGACAUCAAUUUCUUUACUAGUGUCAGGGCAGGUCUUUUCUUGAAGAUAGUAAGAAUCAGUCCCAUUGUGCUUGGGAGGAAAAAAGAAGUCUGAUCCCUUCCGUCGAGAAAGAGAUACUUCUGAGACACUUCAGUACAUAAAACCACAAGGAAACAGCUUGGGAGUAAACACUUCAUAUACCUCGUGUUCCAAAGUUGUAUGUAAAUCAAAUUCUAGUUUAAACGUUUGGCAAUCAGAACCAGUUGACGAGUGCUGAAGGGAAGCAUUCAUCAAUUGGUUCUGAUUGCCAAACGUUUAAACUAGCUUUUGGGAAGAUGAUUCAUCACCUGUUAAUUUACCUUCGUAUUUUUACAUAUCUGAUCUGCUUAAAACAAGAUAUGUUUACAUAAUACAUAACAUCGGUAUAAUUACAUCAGAAAUAUUGUUUGCCUCUUGGCUGCGUUUGUAACUCUCACCUGGUUGUUGUUGUAGUCGGUACUUUCCCACAAUUUAUGAAGGCCCAGUGACAAGGAGGUCAUGUUGAAUCUCGGCUGUUCUCUAUCUGUAGCCCUCUAUUUCCAGCCCCUUCCGUGGUGAUUCUCAUGUUAGUGUGCAUCAGAAUUUCCUGGGGUGUUGGUUCGAAAUUCAGACUUAUGGGUCCUAUGCUCAGAGAUAGAUUCAGUGGGUUUAGGGUAGUCCCAGAAGUCGCAUUUUGAACACACAGCCCCAGGGGAUUCCGAUUGCUUUCAGAUGCCACUUGGAGCAGCAGCACAGUCAGAGCUCCCGAGUCCAACAGCGCUAACAGGUAUCGAUCUGAGUCUAACAGCAAUGACGGGUAUCAGCCCCAAUCUAACAGCGAUGACGGGUAUCAGCCCCGAGUCUAACAGCAAUGAUGGGUGUCAAUCCCAAAUCUAACAGUGAUGAUGAUGUCGGCCCCAGUCUAACAGCGAUGACGGUGUCAAUCCCGAACCUAACAGUGAUGACGAUGUCGGCCCCCAGUCUAACAGCGAUGACAGGUGUCAAUCGCGAAUCUAACAGUGAUGACGAUGUCGGCCCCCAGUCUAACAGCGAUGACGGUGUCAAUCCCAAAUCUAACAGUGAUGAUGAUGUCGGCCCCCAGUCUAACAGCGAUGACGGUGUCAAUCCUGAAUCUAACAGUGAUGACAAUAUCGGCCCCCAGCCUAACAGCGAUGACGGUGUCAAUCCCGAAUCUAUCAGUGAUGAUGAUAUCAGCUCCCAGUCUAACAGCGAUGACGGUGUCAAUCCCGAAUCUAACAGUGAUGAUGAUAUCAGCUCCCAGUCUAACAGCGAUGACGGUGUCAAUCCUGAAUCUAACAGUGAUGUUGAUGUCGGCCCCGAGUCUAACAGCGAUGUCGGGUGUCAGCCCCGAGUCUAACAGCGAUGACGGGUGUCAAUCCCGAAUCUAACAGUGAUGACGAUAUCGGCCCCCGGUCUAACAGUGACGAUCGGUACUGGCCCUGAGUCUUAAGAGCGAUGACAGUUAUCGACCUCAAUUCUAACAGCAGAGAUGGGGAUGACAUGGGUAUCAACUAUACACAACGGCCCCAAUGAAGCUUGGGCUCCUUCAGCUGUUCCUCACCGGCACCUAGUUUUCUAAAGGCUGCUCCACCCCUCUUCUGGAAUCAGUGAGAAGGAAGGUAGCCUUGUCUCAGCUGCCGUCAUUCUUUGAACGUUGGGGGUUUUAAAUUCUUUUUUUGUGUUGUAUGACACAAGGGUCCUGGUUUCAGACACAGCUACAGGGCCUCACCAGGACUAGCUGGAAUAGCUGCCCACUUCACCGAGGUGGAAGAAGGCGUUUCCAGACUCCAGCGUAGAUCUCGCUUAUGGAUCACUAAACAAAUGCCAUUUCAUUUGCCAUACAACCUUGUUAUGACAGUCUUG